This is a messenger RNA of Staurois parvus, 362 nucleotides long. NCBI's taxonomy places the organism in Eukaryota, Metazoa, Chordata, Amphibia, Anura, Ranidae. The record is from the annotation of a GenBank genome assembly.
UGUCCCUUGGACACAGAGGAUCACCGAUCAACGGAAAGAGCUGAAGAUGUCGGCUCGGUCAUGUGAUCAGCUGUGUCCAAUCACAGAGGGGACAUGUACACUGAUGAUCAGGCACUGAUGAUCAGCGUGCCCUGAUGAUCUGUGUAGCCCCAGCAGUGCCACCUGUCAGUGUCCAUCAGUGCCAGCUUUCAGUGUUCAUCAAUGUCACAUUUCAGUGCCUACCAGUGCACAUCAAGGUCACCUAUCAGUGCACAUCUGAACUGCCUAUCAGUGCCGCCUGUCAGUGCCACCUAUCAGUGCCAUAUGAGUGCUGCCUUUCAGUGCCACCUACCAGUGCCUCCUCAUCAGUGCCCAUCAGUGCA